AUGCCUACCUCUCCCUCUCAAAACACCUGGCUAGCAAGACUCGCAGUCACAGCACUUCUAUGUGCGUGGAUCCUCACAAUCCUGCCAUACCUCCAGAACUCGCCAUCCCAUUCACCACCACGAGCACUCCACCCACGAGCCAAUGAUGCGAACCUCACCUCCCACACUUCGAGCCUCCCCAUCUCGUACCUUGAUCCUCUAUCUGCUGGCUCCUCAAACGUAACCAAACGCGACUUCAUGCAAUGCGACUGGGCGACUGCCGCUCUCUCCGCCGCCGUCGCGACGCUCGGUGAUGUCAAUCCCGACGAGCUUGAUCCCUGCGCCAAAAUGGUCUUCCGCGGCACCCAUCUCCUCUGCAUAAUGAACAGCCAGGCCGAUCGCGUCCAGCAAUCAACCUGGGUGGACCUCGCCCUCGACAUCUCCACCUACGGCUGGAACAGACUAGACAACUACCGCAGUUUCGACCUCUACGGUCUUCGAUCCAGCUUCGAAGCGCUCAACAUCAACGACGACAACGCUCAUCGGAAGGAGGCUAUGAUGGAACAAAGCUCGGAUAGUCGUCCUGAUCCCACCGGACCCGAAUACGAAGCAUCCGGAGGAGAAUACGUGUGGUCGUUCAAUCCAUCGGACGGCGCGAUGGUAGCUUUGAGUAGCUACAGUCCUGACUACAUGGCUGCUACAUUCCAGGUCGAGCCCCCGAUCGUGCCGCUGAAAAGAUGGUCGGACUUGACUUUUCUGACCUGGCGAGCGCUGUUCGCCAACCCUGAGGAUGCAAGAGGGCUGAAGCAUGUUUUCCGGCACGAUGUCGCCAAUGAAGCUUCGCAGGACGGGAUGAAGUCGAUCUUGGGCAGGGACGAGGAGGUGUCGGAGACGUUUCCCGGCCCCUGGCCAGGUGUGUCUUUCAGCACCGGCGAAGCACAAGGCCUGGCGGCGUUGACGCUACCCAACACGGUCGGGGUUGUGUGGUUACUUGCGCAGCACAAGUUGCAGUUGGGCAUCAGGGUGAUCGAGCAAGUGCACAUCUUCACUUGCCCGAAGCCCGUGGACGGUAGAGAGAUCCAGAAGUGGUGUUUGUAUUUGCACAUUGUGGAUGGGCCAAUUGGACCCGGAUUAUGA
This is a messenger RNA of Zymoseptoria tritici IPO323, 1116 nucleotides long. RefSeq lists its product as uncharacterized. NCBI's taxonomy places the organism in Eukaryota, Fungi, Ascomycota, Dothideomycetes, Mycosphaerellales, Mycosphaerellaceae. The transcript is spliced from 3 exons. Bases 1 to 1116 code for a protein of 371 amino acids. The record is from RefSeq and is a predicted model, not a curated record.